Molecule: messenger RNA, 1964 nt
Organism: Benincasa hispida (wax gourd)
Lineage: Eukaryota; Viridiplantae; Streptophyta; Magnoliopsida; Cucurbitales; Cucurbitaceae
Cellular component (GO): chloroplast
Source: RefSeq, a predicted model, not a curated record
AAUCAACCAGUCCUAUAGAGGAUAGGCGACAAGAGAUGGAAACAAGACGGUCAAAAUUACAUAUUCUUUCCUUCACCCGCCGUCUGAGGCUACCAAUAUCAAUAGACACAGCGAAGGAGGCGGCUGCGGCUCUGUUGCUAUAUUCUUUUUCCCGUUUCCGAAACCCACUCUCUAAAAUCAUCGACUUCUUCUACUUUCCCUUCAUUUUCCAGUGGAUUUUCCUCGUGGGUAUUGAUGAAAUGUACUUCAAAUUCAAUGAGCUCGCAUUGGAGUGCAUCAAAAUGGAUUAGUAGAGUCGAUACUGGAGUUGGGUUUUGAUUUUUUCUCUAUCUCGGACAUGUCUGUUAAAUCUGCUUCUCUUUCUUGCUCGGUUCCUUCUCUAUCUUCAACCUCUGACCGCCGGAGGAGCUUUCAGCUGAGCUUUUCACGAGGAUUAUAUGACAUUGACAGCCAACAACGUAGUUUCCAGAGGUUAACGUUUGCUAAAGCUGAAUCCUUCAAGUUAAUGUAUGGAUUGCUGAGGUCUUGGAGAAGAUUUCCAAGGCAAAACGUUCUGUCUGCUAUUUCAGAAGACCAGUCUGAAUGCAGGGAGCAAAGUGAGCUAGAGCAAGUAAAUCAGCAUCCUACUAAUGAAGAUAUCUCCCUCGAAAAUGAUUCAUUUUUACUCUAUGAGGGUACUGGUGGGAAACCAGGUUUUAUCUCUUUUUACAACCAUUAUAAAGAAGGAAAUCGGAUUCCUUUGUCUAGCGUGCAAAGCAAUCAAUACAAAUUCUUAUGGUUUGUUGGUCCGGCUGUCCUCGUAGCUUCUUUCAUUUUCCCCUCUCUUUAUCUGCGGAAACUACUUUCAAAUAUCUUUGAGGACUCUCUGUUGACAGACUUCCUAAUAUUGUUCUUCACGGAAGUGCUAUUCUAUUGUGGUGUUGCGGUGUUUCUUUUUCUAAUAGACCGUUCAAGGAGGCCUACUGAACCUGAUACUAUGAAAACCAGUUAUCAAACCCUGUCUAAUCAAUUUGGACAGAGGAUCUCUUCUGUAGCUACCUUAGCACUCAGUUUAAUAAUACCAAUGGUCACUAUGGGAUUAGUGUGGCCAUGGACGGGCCCUGCAGCAUCUGCAACACUUGCACCUUACCUUGUUGGCAUUGUUGUCCAAUUUGCAUUUGAACAGUAUGCACGGCGCAAGAAAUCACCUUCAUGGCCUGUUAUUCCAAUUGUCUUUCAAGUUUAUAGAUUGCAUCAACUUAAUAGAGCAGCACAACUGGUGACAGCACUUUCAUUUACCAUAAAAGGAGCUGAAAUGACUCCAAAUAACUUGGCAAUAAACAGCUCUCUGGGUACACUGUUGAAUGUUCUUCAAUGUCUCGGGAUUAUCUGUAUCUGGUCUCUCUCAAGCUUCCUUAUGAGGUUUUUCCCGUCAAAUGUUGCAACAGUGCAUUAAAGUGCAAAACAAGUUCUAAAGGGCCAAAGUGCAGUGAACUAAAUAAAUUAUGGACCUGAUUUUUUGUGUUUGUCUUCUGCUACAUUGCAGUUGAUCAAUAGAACGUCCAUUGGAACGUAUUGCUAUCUAACAGCAAGUUGAAAUGGUUAUAUGGGAAUUUGUGGAUGAUGACAUGAUGAAGGCAGAAUGAAGUAUUGAAGAAGAUGGUGAUUGUUCCUGUAACUUUUUAUUUUUUUUUUUUCGUUUGAAUGAAUUUCUUAGAAGAGGGAAGUCAUUUACUACUCUCUUCUCUUCUUCAUUCAAGCUGCUGUUGGAACAGCUCACAAGACUUCAUAUUUCUGUAACUGUUUUAGGAAAUUUUUGGAACAGACGAUAGUGACUAUCUGAAUUACAUUCAGGCAUCUAAUAGAUUGAAAGCUGCCUCUGUUACUUGUAAAUGCAGCAAGUUUGCUGGGUUCUCACUCCCUUUUUUUAAAUGGAGCUGAGUUAACUUGUCAUUGCCAUAUAAUUGUGAACUUUGAUUUGUUUA